Panicum virgatum (switchgrass) is the source of this 2796-nucleotide messenger RNA. RefSeq lists its product as uncharacterized. Gene Ontology annotation, molecular function: protein binding. Lineage: Eukaryota; Viridiplantae; Streptophyta; Magnoliopsida; Poales; Poaceae. The coding region runs from base 1607 to 2329 and encodes 240 amino acids. The transcript is spliced from 3 exons. The record is from RefSeq and is a predicted model, not a curated record.
CGUCGUCUUGGAGACUUACCCCGUCACGGGGGAGCAGCAUCGGCUUCCUAAGCUGCCGGAGCACAUGUACCCGCCCCAAUACCCGUUGGGUUUCAACUGGGCCGCGGCGGUGCUCUGUGCCGCAGUGGAAGGAGGCUGCGAGCCUGCGACCACCUCGACUGCCACCGCAGCCCGUUCCUCGCGGUUUUCCUGUGCGCCGGCCCAAGGAGGCUCUCGCCUGCGUCUACUCGUCGGAGACAGGUGUAUAGAGCGGACCAGCCACUGCUCAGCUCCGCAGUGCCUGCUCCACCUGGAUGUGUGCCCAGUGCCCUUGUGGGGAAUGCACUCCACUUCAUGUCUGGUAAAUGGGGGAGGAGCAAGAAAAUCCUGAAACAUGUUUUGGGCACGCAGGAAAUCUCUCUGAUUCACUUGCCACACAAACCCUAUAAUCGCAGAGAGCUCAUGACAAUAGCGGAUGGUAGUCUGGGAUUCGUCGCUGUGGAUGGGUCAAACUUUGCCUGUGGUCCAUGGUGUCUGGUACCAAUGCAAGCUGGGCACUAAGCCACAUCAUUGAUCUCAAGACAAUUGGUACCUUGCCGGCAUUGCUUACUACAAUUUGUUGUGUGGAUGGCAUGGCUACCAUUUUGAUGGGGAUAAAGGAUCGGGAAUUUUUUGUUGUUAAUCUGAAGUCUCGGCAGAUUAGGAAGAUACCUGAGGGCCUUAUUGCUUACCCUGCAGUUCCCUACAUGAGCUUCUACACUCCAGCACUUGGGGCAGCCUCUACGAGCAAGGGGCCAAGAGAAGGUUCUUCAAGUUCAUGAAGUACUUAAUGGCGCAAGGUCUUCUAAAUCAAGAAUGAAGUGUCCUGCGGUGAUUGUAGAGGGGAAUAGUGAGUUAUUUUGGCUGCAUAACUCUUUAGGACUUGCGAUUUUCUGCUGGGCCUGUUAUGCUAAUCUUCAUGCUUUGGCAUCUACUUCAUUGGGCAGAGGAGAGAAGACAUCAAAAGGGACAUGGAGAGAAGUUGUGGGUUGUCUUGCCUUACUUCUCUACUGAUAUGUCAUAUGGAUGCUAUUGUGCUUGCAGGUGGAAGAAUUUUGUAUUGGCGUCCCCUUCAGCAAAGCAAUGUAUGUGAUCCGGGCUCGCUGCCGAACUAAGGUUCUUUGUAAAGAGGCUGUUUCGCUGUUUGGAUUUCAAAUUGCGGAACACGGCCAAGGCGUUGAAGAGUUGGAGUGCUAAAAGGGUCGGGUCGGUUCGCCUUCAGCUAGCGAUCGCUAAGGAAAUUGUUUUCAGGUUGGACACGGCCCAAGAUACUAGGCUGUUGGCGCCCCACGAACUGUCAUUACAGGCAACAUUCCCAGCAUGCCAUUUUUUGUGAAGGACGCUGGAAGAUGCUGGCAGCAGUGUUUGCAGCAGCUAGGUGGUUUCUGCCCGUUGUCUGCACAAUCACAACACAUUCGGAGCAUCAAAACGGACCGCAUUGACUGUUUUGCAUCUCGAUUUGCAAAACCUGUCUGAUUUUCUAGCUGCUUUGAUUUCACCGUUUGUUGCUCAAAUGCAGAAUCGUCCUGCUCCAACUCUGUGUGGCUGUCUGCAAUUUAUAACAUCAUGGCGUUUUUGAGAUGCGCGAAUGCACAAUGUUGUUCAGUUAUUCAGCCUAAAUUGUUUACUUUUUCAGACGUUCAGGCACAGCAGCAGCAGGGGGGAAUACGAAACCGUGGAGUUCCCUCAAAUCCCAGUUGAACUGUACAGCCCCCCUCUCGCAGUCUCGCUGCCUUCUAGGCCCCACCUGGCAGAGACCCUGCUCGAGCUGGUUGAACCAAUCCGGGGCAAGCGGCUCGGCGCGUCAUCCCGCCCGAGCCCGACCGACGAAACCCUCGCACCGCUGCCGGCGUCCGCCCGACCGACCAAGCGGAGCAGAAUGCCGCCGCCGGCGCUGGCCGAUGAUCAAAUCGAAGAGAUCCUCCUCCGCUUCCCCCCGGAAGAGCCCGAGCUCCUCGUCCGCGCCGCCCUCGUCUCCAAGCGCUGGUUCCGCCUCAUCUCCGACCCCGGCUUCCGCCGCAGGUUCCGGGAGCUCCACCGCGCGGCCCCGAUGCUGGGGUUUUUCUGCGGCGACUACCGUACAUCCCGCUUCGUCCCUACCUCCUCCGCCCCCCUGGCCCACGCCAUCCGCGGCGAUUGGCGCCCCGUGGACGCGCGCCACGGCCGCGUCCUCCUCAGCGCCGCUUCCUGGCAUCGUUUCUUGUUCGGCUGUUCGGGGGACGACCUCGUCGUCUGGGACCCCGUCACGGGCGACCACCACCGGCUUCCCAAGCUUGCGGAGCACAUGUAUCCGCACACGUACCAGAUCUGAUUCAACUGGACUGCGGCGGUGCUAUGUGCCGCGGCGGAGGGCGGCUGCGACCACCUUGACUGCCACCGCGGCCACUUCCUCGUUGUCUUCGUGUGCACCGGCUCAAGGGAGGCGGUCGCCUGCGUCUACUCGUCGGAGACUGGUGCAUGGAGCGGGCCAGCCACUGCUCAGCUUCGCCGUGACCGCGUCCAUUUGGCUGUGCCCAGUGCCCUUGUGGGGAAUGCACUCCACUUCAUGUCUGGUGACUAUGGGAAGAGCAACAAAAUCCUGAAAUAUGAUUUGGGCACGCAGGAAAUAUCUCUGAUUCGCUUGCCUCAAAAACUCUAUAGUCAGUUUACUCUCGGGACAAUGGCGGAUGGUGGUCUGGGAUUCACCUCCGUGUAUGGGUCCAAAUUGACCUGUGGUCAAGGGUGUCUGGUACCAAGGGAUAUGCAAGAUGGGCACAAAGCCAAGCUAUUGAUAUCGGG